CAUGGUCGUGCAUUACAGUUUCCCAAAAUCGAUUGCUACCGAGUUGUCCUAAUUUGUUUUCGUGCAAAACAUUGCAAAAUACAAGAAAAACGCAAAGAACGGAAAUGUCUUCGAUCAUACAAAAGUGUAACGAUGAUAACAUUCCUUUGGCUGACGACGAUCCACAAGUUAUUAUAACUGACGAUGUUGAGAACAGUCAUUUAGAUCAUGGUCGUUCAAUGGACUCUUUGCCUAGUUCUUACACGGGUGGUUCAUCUAGCCCUGGACUAAAUGGUCCUCCGAGCUUCGAACCUGACUCUGGAAUCGAUGAACAGGAGGAGAAAGCUCGUCUUAUAUCACAAGUACUGGAGCUGCAGAACACUUUAGAUGAUCUGUCACAAAGGGUGGACUCUGUAAAAGAAGAAAAUUUGAAGCUUCGUUCUGAAAAUCAAGUCCUCGGGCAGUAUAUUGAGAACCUCAUGUCAGCGUCUUCAGUAUUUCAGUCUACUACACCUAAUGUGCAUAAGAAGUAAUGUAUUGUUUAAGUGAUGUGAAUCCUGAGCAAAGCUAUUGUUUAUACAUUUUUACAAUAUUGCAAGUGACCAAUAUUUCAUGCACUAGAGCAAUACAUUAAGUGCUGAGUUUUAUAGAGGCUUUAGCUUUUUAAAUAUAAUUGCAAAUUAUAUAAUAAUGUUUUUAAGCACAGUAUUUUGUGCCUGUUACUUUAGGAUAAAUUGAAUACACAACUGAAUUAAUUGUAUUGAAGAAAUAAUCAUGUUACAAUAUACAAGUUAUAUUUUGGUUAAUCAGGGACUGAAUACUGGUAUCAAUAAGGGUACAGCUUUUUUUGUACUCCUACAACCAAUUAUGAAAAAAUAUCUGCUCUGCAUUUCUUUUAACCCAUUCUCCAUUCUCAUAUUCCUUGUUCAGAAUGUUGGGGUGCUAUUUAAACGAUAAUUUGUACCAGUAUGCAUUCUCUGAUCAAAAUACAUAAUUUUAUAACAAUUUGUAAUCACAAUCCAUUGCUGAGAUGACUGGUAGGUGCACAUAGAAUGUUUGUUUGAUUUUAGAAAUUCAACUGUGACACGGUGGUAAUAUCUGUUACCAUGCAUGCUAAAAUUGCAGAGUUUUGAUUACAACAUACAUACAUACAUAAACUCACGCCUAUUUCCCACCGGGGUAAGCAGAGACUAUAGAAUUCCAUUUGCAUUUGACCGAGAAGGACUUAUGAUGACCAAAUUGGAGUUUUGAUUACAAAGUUCCAAAUAUUAUGUAAAUUAUUAACAUAACUCCAUCAAUUAUAUUUUAUUUGUUAAAAAUAAGUGGCCUUAUUGUAAAGCAGCAAUCAGUUCCAGUCAACCUUAGAAAAAAAGUAAUGAAAUAGAAUAGGUGGUAUGGGUGAGUUUACUGACCAGUUCAGUGCCUGCAGUACUAAAUUGAGACUAUAAUGAAUUUCUUUCAAAAGAUUAGCACUCUUACACUUUUCAUUUUUUACUACAUAUAAAUCACAUUCCAGGUAUAAUAUGAUUUUUAAAUGCUCUCUUAUAAUGUGAAACUAAUCUCAAGUAUCCUAUUUCACAGAUGUUUAAUCAUCAUUUUAUGUUAAGCUUCAGAAUAAAAACUUCUAUUUAAAACAAA
This is a messenger RNA of Pectinophora gossypiella (pink bollworm), 1617 nucleotides long. Its product is annotated as short coiled-coil protein homolog. NCBI's taxonomy places the organism in Eukaryota, Metazoa, Arthropoda, Insecta, Lepidoptera, Gelechiidae. The record is from RefSeq and is a predicted model, not a curated record. The transcript is spliced from 2 exons. Bases 105 to 512 code for a protein of 135 amino acids. Gene Ontology annotation, cellular component: trans-Golgi network.